CUCUUGUACAACUACCUCCUUCUCACCUUCCUCCUCCUGCUCCUCCUCAUGAUCAUAAACCCUAAAUACGGUUCCAAAACCCAAAACAAAGUCUACAGACAGCCCCCAGGACCAUGCAAGCUUCCUAUCAUUGGAAGCAUGCACCACCUUGUUGGAAAACUCACACACCAUGCACUUCGAGACCUCGCAAAAACCUACGGGCCUCUCAUGCACCUAAAGCUCGGCGAGGUCUCCACCGUUGUUGUCACCUCCAGGGAGGCAGCAAGAGAGAUGCUGAAGAUCCACGACAUCAACUUUGCAUCGAGGCCAGACAUUUUGGCCAGCAAAAUCGCCGUUUACGGUGGCCUCGACAUGCUCUUUGCACCCUAUGGAGACUACUGGAGACGACUGCGGAAACUCUGCGUCAUGGAGGUAUUGAGCGCCAAGCGGGUCCAAUCAUUCCAAUUUGUCAGGGAGGAGGAGGUCUCUGAUCUUAUCGACACCAUUCAGUCCACGAGUCCUUCGCCUGUUAACCUCAGCGAAAUGCUUCACACCCUCACAAACAACAUCACGGCAAGGGUCGCAUUCGGAAGCAGGUGCCGAGAUGCAGCAGCGUACUUGGAAGCGAUGAAGGAAGGCACACUGCUAGCUGGUGGCUUCAAUCUUGCUGAUCUAUUCCCUUCAUUAGGGUUCAUUAGUGUGGUGACUGGAAUAAAGAAUAAGCUUGAGAGGUGCCAUCAGAAGAUUGACGGGAUCCUUGAAGGCAUCAUUGAAGAACGUAAGGAGGUUCGGGCAGCUUUAAAGUUGAAGGAUGGCAAUGGUGAAACAAUGGAGGAGAAUAUACUUGAUGUUCUUCUAAACUUCCAGGGACGAGAUGAUGAACUUGGGUUCUCUCUCACAGCAACCAACAUCAAAGCAUUCAUCUUUGACGUGUUUGCAGCAGGGAGUGGGACGGCGGCGUCAUCUAUGACAUGGACGAUGUCAGAGCUAAUGAGGAACCCAAGGGUGAUGAAGAAAGCACAAACGGAGGUAAGGGAAGCACUUGGUGGGAAAAGUAAGUUCACCGAAAAGGACGUGGGUCAAUUAAGCUAUCUAAAGCUGGUGAUCAAAGAGUCCUUAAGGUUGCACCCCCCUGCUCCGCUCUUGGUCCCCAGGGAGUGCACCAAGACGUGUGAGAUCAAUAGCUACGUCAUACCCGUAAAGACCAGGGUGAUCUUUAAUGCAUGGGCCAUGGGGAGGGACUCGCAGUAUUGGGAUGAUCCUGAGGAGUUCAAGCCAGAGAGGUUCGAGGGGAGCUCCAUUGAUUUCAAGGGGAAUUGCUAUGAAUACAUGCCCUUCGGAGCUGGGAGAAGAAUGUGCCCGGGGAUUAAUUUUGGACUGGCCAGCAUGGAGCUAGCGUUGGCACAGCUCUUGUGCUGCUUUGAUUGGAGCCUGCCGCAUGGGGCGAGUGAGUUGGACAUGACCGAGUCCGCUGGGUUGGGUGCACGCAGGAGAUAUGACCUAUGCUUGUGUGCCACUCCUUAUGUUCCCUUGCUUGCGAACUAGACCAAAAAAAGCUUGUGAUGAGCUUAUGUUUCCUUCUAUCUCAAAGGAAAGACUCAGUUCACAUGAAUAAGGAUUAGCUUUGUAAUAAUUAUUUGAUUUUUUUAUCGUUAGGUAUUAGAAUGUAAUUGUAAUAUGCAUUGUAAGAUAUGGAGGGAUCCUAUCACAUGUGACAGGUACUAUAUAUGCUGAAGGACAA
Elaeis guineensis (African oil palm) is the source of this 1720-nucleotide messenger RNA. RefSeq names its product premnaspirodiene oxygenase-like. Lineage: Eukaryota; Viridiplantae; Streptophyta; Magnoliopsida; Arecales; Arecaceae. Gene Ontology annotation, molecular function: iron ion binding; heme binding; oxidoreductase activity, acting on paired donors, with incorporation or reduction of molecular oxygen. The record is from RefSeq and is a predicted model, not a curated record.